GCCAGUCAGGGCAGGCAGGCAGGCAGGCAGCGAGAGGGCAGCAACAGGCAAGCACCAGGCAGGCGCAAAGGAGGGAAAACAGGGCCCAGGUUCUUGUGGCAUUUUCUGGUUGCUCAGCGUGUCUGUGUCAGGUCUGUGUGUCUGCGUGUCUGACAUGUUUGUGCGGACACCGAUUUCACAGGCAUGCGCAUGGGUCCACAAACAGACAGACAGACACACACACACGAUGAGUGAAUGAAUCAUCAGACACGAUGAUGCGCGCAGUGGCCGAUCAUGUCACUGCCUGCUCACUUCCUUACACGUACACGUACGCACGUUCAUCGGCCGACUGACUAUCUGCUCCAAGGCUCCAAGGUCUCUACCUCUUUCUCCAUCCACAUCUUCACACUCGCUUGCUCGCGAUGGUUGGAUGUAUGGGUGCUGUCUUCACCCACAGAAAGUCGCGCACACACACACAGACAGACAGACAGACAGACAGGGCGGCGAGCGGCUUUUCGUUGACAACUAGGAGCCGCUCGCCGCCCCGACCAGCAGAUCACAACACAACACUUUGUGUCGUUGACAUGACACGUAGCCGCAGAAACACUCACACCACUUCACCUCCUCAAUACAGUUCGUCGCCAAAAAAGAGGCGGCAUAUCGCUACACGACUGACUCAUCCAUCCUCAUAUACAUCCGCACACACAUAGGAAGAAAAUGACCGACCAUUCACCGACGCACCAGUCAAAAAUGGCCCAUUUCGGGAAAUUGCGACGUCUGCCCAACAGACAGGCAGCUGCCCCCGUCGCACCAACCAACGCCCGCACACCGAUCGGCCUACGAAUGGCCAGCUGCCGUCUUGACGCGCUUUGCGGCCGAAACCUGAAGCGACCCACAGACAAACAAGGUAAGUGAUGACGGACACGUCCAUGUGUGUCAGGCCUGCCUGCUCGAUACAUCCUCACCUGCGCCUGGUCGAUGCACCCACUGAGUCGCUUCCUCAUCAUCGGAGGGGAGUCCUUCUUCUUCUCACUCUCGUCCUCGUCGCUAUCGUCCUCAUCGCUGUCACUCUCCACAGGCUUUUUUGGGCUCGCCAGCCAGCCUCGAGGAUAUGGGCGACGCCGCACAACCGGCCGGGGCGGCACAGCCGGCUCAGGUGGCUCGACCUCUGCCGCCUCGGGCGGCUCGACCGGCGCGGGCGGCACAACCCUGACACACACACACACACACUCACACAGAGAGAGAGAGAGAGAGGGUUCCACACGGCAAGAAAGACAGUCCACAUGUGUCAUGCAUUCCUUGUGUGGCUUACGGCGCGGCGGCAGAUGCAGACGAAGAGGAUGCGCUGCUGGCCGCCUGGGUGGCGGUGGUGGAUACCGCCGCUGAACGGCGAGCCAACGGCGGAGACGCCACUGACAGGCCGAACGGCCCCACAAUCAACCCUGUGGUGACAGGAACAGUAGGCACCAUGACUGUUGGUUCGUGUGUGUGUGUGUGUGUGUGUGUGUGGAGUUACCUCUGUCAAAUGGAGACAAGAACCGCUCGGGUAGGGGGUCGUUGGGGUCCUCCUCCUCCCCAUUGGGUCCCACCAGCAUGCACCCCUGCUGUCGGGCGAACGCUCGUGUGUCCUCCUCGACCUUGCGGGCCACUGGGUCAUCCACCAUCAGCCCAUACGGGAAACCAUCCCUCCAACCGAACUCUGAACCGCACACACCACACACACCACAUCCACACCCACACAGCGGACGUGCGCUGCUUUCCCUCUUCCUCCUGCAUGCCUGUUGCUGCCCUCUCGCUCCCUGCCUGCCCUGACUGGCUGGUGACACUCACUCACCGUCUUCGUUCUCGCUGUUGUCUUCCACAGAAUCAUAGUCCGACCCGUCCCUGCCACUGUCCUGCACACAAAGCCGAACGAACACCACACCAUUCAUUAUGGCUGCAUACGUGUGUGUAUCCAUAUCGGGCACUCCCUCCCCUGCCCACGACAUGGCACUCACAUCUUCGUCGCGCAUGACCUGCCGCAGAGUGAACGGCUGGUUCAGCCGACGCAGGAAGCGGUCUGAAGCACACCAUCCACACGUACCAACCACACACAUCCAUCCAUCCAUCCAUCCAUGCCCACUCACCCACCGCCCAUGCAUCCCCCUCCCUCCCUCCUUACUGAAUUCUCGUGUGGUCAUGUCUUUGCCGCUCUCGUCCGAAUCAUAGUCCGAAUCGUUUCUGGGGCUCUUCUCGUCGUCCAGCUCCUCGUCAGUGGAGGAGGGGAUCCAUGAGUCGGGCGGCAGGCAGUAGGGGUUCCUGUGGCCCUCGGUGGGGAACUCCUCGCGACCACGACGCGGAGGAGCUGCAGUGAGAGACAAAAGACACCAGAUUGCAAAGGCACGUGUGUCUGUCUGUGUCGUGUGUGUCUGUGCCUGUGUGUCUGUGCCUGUGUGUGUGUGAGGCCCAUCGUGGCUUACUCCUCUCCAUUUCCUCUUCCUCCCGCCGCUCCUUUUCUUCCCUCUCCUCCUCCACCUCCCAGGGGAACUUGUAGCGGCCCUGCUCGAAGUCCCACUGGGAUGUCAUGUCAUCCUCAUCAAACCACUCAUCAAGAUUAUCCUCUCCAUCGCCACCUUGGUCCUCAUCGUCUGCAACACAGCCCCCUGAAGACAGACAGGCAGGCAGGCAGGCAGGCAGAGAGACAACCGGCACAGCACAGCACAUGAGGGUCGAGACACCCGCCCGCCCAAGGUCAUCUCUCUGUUUGCGUGGUCUGCCCACCGUCAUCGGCCAUCAGAUCUUGGUCGUCGUCCCCCUCCUCUGACGACUCUGCCGGUGAGGAUGGCUCACUGACAGACGCACCACCUGCCAGUUCCACGCAGCCACACGUGUGCGUUGCCUUCGCGUCCCAUGCGCUAUCUGAGCACGUACGUUCGUCUUGAUCCUCCUCUUUCUCGUCCUCCUCCUCCUCUGCCUCUUCCUCGGAUCCGGAACUGUCGGGCUCUGAACUGGAGUCGUCCGACUGCUGCUGGCCGUCCGUCUGCUGCAGCAGCCUCGCCAUGGGAGCCACGACUGCGUCUCGAACGAAUCUCACUGGCCCUGGG
Vitrella brassicaformis is the source of this 3062-nucleotide messenger RNA. Lineage: Eukaryota; Vitrellaceae. The record is from the annotation of a GenBank genome assembly.